Messenger RNA from Cooperia oncophora, 339 nucleotides. Lineage: Eukaryota; Metazoa; Nematoda; Chromadorea; Rhabditida; Trichostrongylidae. The record is from the annotation of a GenBank genome assembly.
AUGACCCAAGAAGAAGGAUUAAUCGGAUCUGAACUGGCGAUCGCUGCUGUUGUUAAGCAUCCGGAAUGCUUUGUUACAAAAGCGAGCGUAUUUUUGGAAGCUGGUUUCAACGAAGACUACAGAAUUUUCCGGAGGACAGAAGCGUUGUUAUGCCUUGUGGGUAUGAUGAACAAAGGAGUGCUGCAAAAAGUGCCAGUGGAGAAGUCUGUAAUCAAAGCGCUUGCUAAGGCGUCUUCUGAAUAUCUUCGUUCCUCAAUAUCUGACCACAAGAGGUUUGUUUGUUUGUUUUGUGCAAUUUUUUUAGUUCACCUAUAUUUUUGGAAGCACUAUGCGUACUGA